Liolophura sinensis is the source of this 3171-nucleotide messenger RNA. RefSeq names its product beta-1,3-galactosyl-O-glycosyl-glycoprotein beta-1,6-N-acetylglucosaminyltransferase-like. Gene Ontology annotation, cellular component: membrane. Bases 1 to 1224 code for a protein of 407 amino acids. The record is from RefSeq and is a predicted model, not a curated record. Gene Ontology annotation, molecular function: acetylglucosaminyltransferase activity. The transcript has 5 exons. NCBI's taxonomy places the organism in Eukaryota, Metazoa, Mollusca, Polyplacophora, Chitonida, Chitonidae.
AUGUGGAUGUUGAAGCCUCCAUCAGACAUCGGCCCACGGGGAUUGGUGCACUUACAAAGUACAUCUCCGACGUACUAUUGGGCGCAUGCGUUGCUGGUGCGAUUUUACAUAAUCUGCGAGGUGAAAGUUCAGCUGUGUAAUCAGCACCGGAUUCUGCUACUAGAGGUGAAAGUUCAGCUGUGUAAUCAGCACCGGAUUCUGCUACUAGAGGUGAAAGUUCAGCUGUGUAAUCAGCACCGGAUUCUGCUACUAGAGGUGAAAGUUCAGCUGUGUAAUCAGCACCGGAUUCUCCUACUAGAGGUGAAAGUUCAGCUGUCCAAACCAGCAGCCACCGUAGAUAUCGAACAGGCGGAGAGACUGCUCAGAGCCAUUUACCAGCCUCAGAAUUACUACUGUAUCCACGUGGACAGAAAGUCAGAGGACUCCAUUAAAAACGGGAUGAAAGCCGUGGCGAAGUGUUUUGACAACGUAUUUCUUGUGGAGAAACCAGUUGCUGUAGUGUGGGGAAAAUUUACGGUCCUAGAAGCGGAACUUCUCUGUCUGAAGGAAUUAUGGGCGUACCAAAAGUGGAAAUACUUCAUCAAUCUGACGGGACAGGAAUUUCCUCUGAAGAUCAACUUUGAGCUUGUGAAAAUUCUAAAGGCUUAUAAUGGUUCCAACAAUCUAGAAGGCACGCGGGGAAGAGCUAAUACAGACCGUUGGAAGAAUGCUGGCCCCCCACCGCACGGGAUCAUUCCCACUAAGGGGGCUGUCCACAUCACAGCCUCAAGGGGGUACGUCGACUUUCUUCUACACAAUCAAACUGCCUUGGACUUUCUGGAGUGGGUGAAGAAGACGCGAGUUCCCGAUGAAACGUUUUUCGCAUCAUUAAACCACAAUCCCUUUCUGGAAGUUCCAGGUUCCUAUAAAGGCACUCCGGAAAGUAAUUUUGAAAAUUACCAUUUUCUCACACGUUUCAAGAUCUGGGCAGGCACCAAGCUUUGGAAACUCUGUACUGGUAAAUUUACACGAGCAAUCUGUAUCUUUGGAGUAAAAGAUUUGCCCGUUCUGACAUCACAACGGCAUCUGUUUGCCAAUAAAUUCCACUGGGACUAUCAGCCUUACGUAUUGGAUUGUCUGGAGGAAUGGCACUUCAACAAAACAAUAGACCAAGCUGUGCACAAGUCAAAUUUUGAUGUGUCUUUUUACAAAAACAUGAGUUUUGUGAAAAACAAGGUGACCUAACGCUUUACGAGUGAAAAGCCAAAUAUUCGUUUCCAUCAUCUAAUAAAGUUUAAGUAAUCUAAUUAAAGGGAUGGAGCUAGAGGAUCUAGAUUGUUACUACUUAGGCAUUUCAAUGGAGAGUUAAAGAAACCCAAUAAGGAGGGAAACGGGUCUGUGCUGGGUGUUUUAUUGGUUACGUACUCUUCAUGUUGUACUGUCUUAUAUUGUGAUUGUCAGUUAAUUAAGCGCGGUUUCAGCAUUACAAUAGUAUGCUUUUUGUGCCAUUUUACUUUUUCCAAUCACCCCACACUAAUGAGUAGCGUUGUGACAAAGCCUUUUGCGGAUGAAUUCCAGAGGGUCUUAUUGUACUUAAUGCUUAAAAUUGCUUAUUGCUCAACCCCAAGGUGUGAUGUGAAAUUCUGCUAUACUUAAGCAUGUUUUAUUCUAGCCCUUAGGACUGUGAUUAUAUAUGCUAUCACAGCCCUGUCUUGUUCCAUACGCUUGCCUUGAACACCUCUGUGCUUCCAUUGCUGGCUUCAGUAUGCUACUGCUUGGCGCCAAAUAAUUUGUCUGUCCUUGGUCACAGUCGUCUCAGCUAUCAAUUCCAGGUGUCAAAUCUAGUAAACCCACACAAGCAUGAAACUAAUAGGUUAAACUUAUGAUUUUAAGAAUGUGUAAGUUUACUAAAUUUUGUUGAUCAUUUAUAUGAAAUUGUACCGACAAAAUAUAAUAAUGCCUUGAAAUUGUGACAUUUGUGUGUAGCCUACAUGGAUUAUCAUGUACCGUUCAAGAUAAGAACUGUGGUCGUGUGACAUAAGAUGAUAUUGUCUUGAAGUUUGAGGGUCAGUGUGACAUUUGUGGUGAAUCAUCUACUGUUCAAGCAUUGAUAAAAAUUGUGGUAGUGUUUAAAACUGCAGUCACGCUAGUAUCGAUCUAGUUUAAUUCAUACAAACUUUUCAAAAAGCGUUCAGAUCGAACUAGUAUCACAUAGAGAGGCGGUCACAUCGGAAGCACUGAACUGGUUCACUCUAGUUUAACCAGUUUCUUGUGAUUGGUUGAUUUGAUCAUAUAAUGCGUUCACCAUUUAAGCUGCGUUUUAUGUGAAUUCCUUUCCAAUAUUUUUUGUUACUUUCGCUCCUAUAAGACAUUUCUUAUUAUGCUGGGAAAAUGCGCAGGGCCAGCGGAAACGCACGACCUUGGACGGGUGACUGGUAAGCCUUCCCAUAUAUGACCUGAGAGGAGGCCAGCCAGAGCAGGGCUUGAACUCAGAGCAACUGCAUUGAUUAUUUUGCAUAAAAUGGCAAGAGAAUCCAGCAACAAAGGAACCAUCACCUUGUCGCCAAUGCCCAUGAAUGCAAGAAAAUUAGAAAUUUCAUAGCCUAAUGCCAUUGUUUGUUGACGGUAACAACUCUGUCACAAAAAAUUUAAUCAGUUGGUAGUGAAAUAUUUUUUCUUCUUGUACGCUGAUGAAAAGAUAAGAAUUUAGAUAUGAAAUUAACAUGGAGAGAAAUAUGACAAUAAAUGUAUCUAAAGUUUCAAACCGCUACUCCUUCUAUAGAUUUUCUCCGAUUUUCAACUAAACUGGGUUGAAGUGUAGUCUAAUCAAAAUUCAUUCUUCAUGCACCAUAUGUCUGUUUAUCCAGCAUAUGCUAAUAUUUCUUUCAAAUUGCUGGCAGUUAUUGUUCCAAUAUUUGUCCAGUUUGAAGAAUACUUGAUACAGUUAAAUCAAGAUACAUAUUUUGUAGUAUUGGUUUUCAAUGUUGAUUGUUCAUUGUCCACUAUUUGUACCUGAUCUUAUAAUCGACUCUGUGAUUACUUUGUUCUAGCCAGUAGUCCUACAGUCUCAUCAUAAACUCUGUUGAGAAAUACAUGGGUUCACCCUGAUUGUGCCAUAAACAAAGACAUAACCAUUGUCAUUUGUAUUGCCCCACUUGGCACAUUGGAGAAAGAAUACAGGAUCUGUUAGCC